UACCCCUGUCAGGAAAAGUAAUCGACCGCGGAGCGACAGGAGCGAAAGUCGGACACAGGAGUUGUUCCUGAGCUAAAAUGACUUUCAACCGCCUUUUAUUCAGAGCUGCGCUCAAUAGCAGAGUUGGAUCAAGGUCUGCUUUCACGAGUUCAAAGACAGACUUCACUAACCCCAACUGGCUGCGAGUUGGACUUGCCUUUGGAACGUCAGCUUUCAUUUGGGGCCUGCUAUUCAAGCAGCACAGCGCAGAUGUACAUGAGUAUAAACUUAGAAAUGGCCUGGAGUAACCCCACACCACCGGAGGUUGACGGGUCUUAACUGAUGCACCCGUUUCUCUAAUUCCUCACAAUUGUGUUCUGUGUAAAUUAAACAUGUGAUGUGAAAUAA
This is a messenger RNA of Solea senegalensis (Senegalese sole), 387 nucleotides long. It is a transcript of the gene ndufc1, whose product is annotated as NADH:ubiquinone oxidoreductase subunit C1. Gene Ontology annotation, cellular component: mitochondrion. The record is from RefSeq and is a predicted model, not a curated record. NCBI's taxonomy places the organism in Eukaryota, Metazoa, Chordata, Actinopteri, Pleuronectiformes, Soleidae. The transcript is spliced from 4 exons. Bases 78 to 287 code for a protein of 69 amino acids.